Molecule: messenger RNA, 1545 nt
Organism: Lachancea sp. 'fantastica'
Lineage: Eukaryota; Fungi; Ascomycota; Saccharomycetes; Saccharomycetales; Saccharomycetaceae
Source: the annotation of a GenBank genome assembly
AUGGCCUCACUGCAGCAAAAUGUAACUCAUCUGGAGCUGCUCGUGGGGAUAUUGAAACAGCAACUUGAUGCCGGAAGGUGGCCGAAUUGUACGGCCCGCAUGCUAAAUAGCGGUAACUUUACGCUCCAGGAAACCCCAGAAUCACAACCCUUCAGUCAAAAUAGUAACGCUCCUGCCUUUUUUCUGCACUGUGCCGGAGACGGAACUGAGAAUAUGACCAGCGUUUAUGCAUCGUUAAUGCAAACAUUGAUUGCAGAUAGCAGACAAGCACUUGUGAGUGGUGGAGGCGCACCGACUAUGGCCAUUGGCAAAAACCAAUUCUCGUCUGCAAAUUUACUGAUCUCCUUCGCAGUAUGUGCCGUAUGUGCGGGCUCGUGGAUGCUUCUAGUCGUGUUGUUAUUGUUGCCCGCAAACAACCAUAAUAGCCGCAAGAAAAUGGUUUUUUUGGGUGUUACGUAUUCGGCUGUCUUCCACACUGUGGUGCUGAGCAAAUCUAUGCACUCAGUUUUUGAAAGCCAAUACAAUGAAAAUUACCAAAAUUCUGCUGAAUUCGAUGCAAAAAUAAUCGACUCCACACUAUUCAACGUAAUGUUCUUUUUCACCACCUUAAUCAGCAACCUCAAUUGGAUGCACAUCGUUUACUACAUGUUCCAUAAUUAUCAAAAGACUAAGAGAAAAUGGGUCCCAAGAAUACUGAGCAACAGAAACAGACAGAUCAUUGCUGUGGGACUAAUUUUGACCUCCACACAGGCUAUUUUGAUGGGGUUGAGACUUUGGGCCAAACAACGCUGUAGCAGUCGUCUUCGGAUAGUGCUGAGAGUGGUUGACUUCAUUAUUUACACCGUCUUUACGUUAUCGGUCUCGUGUUUUGUGUGGCGAAAAUAUGGGUUCACGCUUCGGCCAAAAACGUUCAACCAACACCUGUCGCGGUGGGAACAAAUGAAAUCUUUGUUCUGCGAUUACCAUGAGCUCGUAUUAUUGCUGGCCUAUAAUGCGGGUGUCAUGGCCUUACUAUAUGGGAUCCGGAUUUUCACAAGCGUCACGCCGCAAAAUGUGUGCAAAUGGCUGAGGUGCGUUGUGAUUUUUUUGAAUGUUUUGGUGACCGUUAAUAUAUGGGGUCUUAUUGGAGUCUUAGAGCAACGCGAGAGAACUCUCAGCAAGGAAACAGUUUUGGGAAGAAAAAUUAACAAUCAAGACAGGUUCUUCGUUGAUCCCAAGAUCAACUACGACCGUUUCGACAGCACCGUGACCGAAAACAGCUCGGUCCAUUCCAGGGCUUCCUCCGUGGCGGCCGAUUCGAAACAAAACAGGCCCAAGAAGGGCUUUGAGAUAAUAACCAGACCUGCUCGCGCAUUCAAGUCACGGUUUCGCGGCGGUAAGCGGGAAGACGUUGCGAGUAAUAAUAAAUCGAGCAUUAGGAGCUCGAAAGAUGAUGAAAAUGGAAGUCCUGCAGAUGACACCGGAGAGCAUUGCUGGCCUCAUGAUAACGAGUCUACGGAGACACUGCUGACCAGGAACUACAUUUUCGAUCAUGGUGAAGCAUAA